AGCAGUCUGGUCCAGAUCCUCCGCUCCUCCUCAGCUCAACACACACAUCCAUUGUACACAAACGGGCAGGCGGCUCACGCAUACACAUGCACUCACACACAUGCACACGUAUAUACGCACACACGCACAGCAUCGAUCGUGGCUCCUUUAAGAAAAGCCUAAGCCAGAAUUAUCACCCCACCUCCUCUUGAUCUCCUCUAGUUGCGUUUGCAUAAGAAAAUCAAGCCGGGAGCCGAGAGUGAUCACAGAAAACCAGAGGAGAGCAGCUUCAUUUUUUAACUGUGAUUGUGACCAUUAACAUUUAGCUGGUGCCGAUCCCGUGGAGACGCGAGUCGGACCAUCAUUCAUCCGGUACUUUUGACAAGCCCUCGCGUUUUGACUGACAGGCGGAGUGACAAAAAGCCAUGAGAGUCGCCACUUUUGUUUGAGGGGCUAUUUUAUUUUCCUCCUGGUUUCGGAAAAGGAGCCUGGCUGCCGCUGCCCCGAGGAUAGCCGAGGACCUAUUCGCCGCGCCUGGGCUAAACUUGCGCAGAAAGCGGGGGCUGGCUCACCGUUCCGUGGAAGAAGAGGCAUACGGGAUUUUGUUGCUGAAACAUCUUCCCAUUUAUUUGGAUUUUCUUUCUUCAUUUCGUCUCCACCCUGGCCUCAGAGGGGAUUUAUCUAAACUGAAAGGACGACCAGGGAGUCAGGAGGGUUAUGGCGCAACGGUACGAAGACUUGCCCCACUACGGGAUGGACGGGGUGGGCAUCCCGACCACCAUGUACGGAGACCCGCACGGAGCCCGCUCCAUGCAGGCGGUGCAUCUGAACCACGGGCCCCAGCUGCACUCCCACCAGUAUCCGCACACCGCCCACACCAACACCAUGCCUCCCAGUAUGGGCACCUCUGUUAACGACGUUCUCAAGAGAGAUAAAGACGCUAUAUACGGGCACCCCCUGUUCCCCUUGCUUGCACUGAUUUUUGAGAAAUGUGAAUUAGCGACGUGCACCCCCAGAGAGCCCGGGGUGGCGGGCGGAGACGUCUGUUCAUCGGAAUCUUUCAAUGAAGACAUAGCAGUGUUUGCAAAACAGAUUCGGGCAGAAAAGCCUUUAUUUUCAUCGAAUCCAGAAUUGGAUAAUCUGGUGAUGGCAUGGACAACAGCAUGGCCUCGCCGAGCACAGGGGAUGACGAUGACCCGGAUAAAGAGAAGAAGCGCAACAAGAAGAGAGGGAUCUUCCCUAAGGUGGCCACCAACAUUAUGAGAGCAUGGCUCUUUCAGCACCUUACACAUCCCUACCCGUCAGAAGAACAGAAGAAACAGCUGGCGCAAGACACAGGCCUCACCAUCCUACAAGUGAACAACUGGUUCAUUAACGCCCGGAGGAGAAUAGUGCAGCCCAUGAUUGACCAGUCAAACCGUGCAGUAAGUCAAGGACCUCCCUACAAUCCAGAUGGCCAGCCGAUGGGGGGCUUCGUCAUGGACGGCCAGCAGCACAUGGGAAUCAGACCACCUGGAGCAAUGGGAGGAAUGGGCAUGAACAUGGGCAUGGAAGGUCAGUGGCACUACAUGUAGCCCCGCCCCGAUCCGACCAAUCGCAACACAAAGGAGGAUAACGGCAGGGCAACCCGGGGAUCACCUGUCUCACCGAGGCCUACGGAUGAACGGGAACAGGGCUCCUUGACUUCCUGAUGACAACAACCAACAGUAACCCCUCUGUCCACCUCCAACACCCAACAACAUAUUAUUCGGCUGAUAUCUGCAACAUGGAAGCUUUCCAUGACUGCCUUCAACCCUUCCAAGUCUAUGUGUCCAGCGACGGUGAUGCACAGAAGAUCAAACUAUGUCCAAACCAGAUGAGCCCCUGUCCCGACUGACCCCUGCUUCUUCUUCUUCUCUGGUGGGCACUAGACUUCGCCCCCUUGCCACUGCCCACAAGGUUCACAUGGACUCCUCCAUUACAAGUGAUUGUGAUUGCGAUUGCGAGCAUAGACGACACACGAGAGACACACUGUGUCCUUUGCCUGUACCUUUGGCGAAUGCAGCACUUGGUGAUAUAUUCUAGACUCUUUGGUAAACAAAAGAGAGAUCCUGUGAAGAGCACUCCACUCUUUGGGACGAUGGAAUUGGACCAAGGAGAAGCCAAUGUCUGUAUCUGACAGGACACUAACAAAGCAAAAGAGGUGCCCUUUAAAAAAUAUAGUGGAUUGAAACAUGGAAGGAAGGAAAGCAAGAGAAAAGAAAUAAAAAGUAUAACUAUAUCAAACCCUAGUUUGGGAAGCGAGUGGAGAAAGAAAAUAUACUGUAUACUGAUGUAAAAUUACGCUGGACUCUCACAAGAACUGGGAAUUUAAGUAUUGUAAAUGCUAUUGUAUUGUUCUGCAUAUUAUGUUGUUUCUAAUAGAUUUUUUUAAAAAGGAUGUGAACUUUUUUCUCUUUUUUUCUGAUUUCUUUCCACACUAUGUGUGUGCCGUCUCCAUCAAAUUUGACCUCCUGCCCCCUCCCUUCAUUCAAUCACGAUGCAUUUUUAAAAGAAAAAGAAAGUGAAUAAACGGACAAUUCGAUCAGUUUGUCAUUUCUCGCAGGCCUUUAUUUGGAUGGAAAGAGAGUGAUUCACUUGACUUGUUUACAUCCAGUGCACACGUACGUCCAUGCAGGAAGCAACUUACUUGUAUUACUGUUGCUGUGUGACUCCUUGUGAUUUUUUUCUUUACAUAUUCAUAUCAUUGGAUUAUAUGUUCUUCUGCUGGUAGGUUUUAAUUGGCAUACACAUUUACUGACCAUUUGAGGACAUACACCCGACAAUAACUCAUUAGAUUAACUCCAAAAACAAUGACAUCAGGCUAAACAGAGUUUCUGAGAAGCUAACAUUUUGGAUUAACAAGGUUUUUAAUUAUACUGCUAUUGUCCAAUUUAUCCAUAUAAAUAAUGUAUGUGUCGACAUGGUUUACAUCAUGACAGGCUAACAUGAUCACGAGCUUCAACUGAUGCUCAUAAACAAGCUACAAAAGUAACAGCGGAUGGGAAACUACAAGUGUGUGUCCUGCAAACACAUUGUUUCCUGUUUUUCUCCAUGUGUGUCUGUGAUUGAGCGACACUGGACGUCCAUUCCAGUGUCCUAUUGAUGUGUUUAUGUCACAAGGCCGUGCACUCGCAUGGCCAAUGGAUUCCCCCCGCUGCCUGAUAACAGGGAGAGGCGGAGGCUAUGGGAAAACACCUUUUCCACCACAGCCCAUUCUUUUUUGAUUAAACCAGCUGAUGUUAUGCUGAUCAACAGACAGGAGAGAAUGUAAAAGUCACUGUGUGUGUGUGUGUGUGUGUGUGUGUGUGUGUGUGUGUGUGUGUGUGUGUGUGUGUGUGUGUGUGUGUGUGUGUGUGUGUGGUGUGUGUGUGUGUGUGUGUGUGUGUGUGUGUGUGUGUGUGUGUGUGUGUGUGUGUGUGUGUGUGUGUGUGUGUGUGUGUGUGUGUGUGUGUGGGUGUGGGUGUGGGUGUGGGUGUGUGUGUGUGUGUGAGUGAGGGGGAACGUGUGUGUGCGUUAUCAAUGCAUCCAUUAUCCAUUGCUUCAAACAUGUAUUACGCACAUCUUUAAGAUUCCUUUGAAGACAAGUCAUGUUUCUUAUGCUUUUACUUUGAAGGGUAUAUAUGUACAUCUGUGUUGUAAAUAAAUACUUUUUGUUCAAAUAACA
Gymnodraco acuticeps is the source of this 3664-nucleotide messenger RNA. RefSeq names its product homeobox protein Meis1. Gene Ontology annotation, biological process: animal organ morphogenesis; brain development; hemopoiesis. The record is from RefSeq and is a predicted model, not a curated record. NCBI's taxonomy places the organism in Eukaryota, Metazoa, Chordata, Actinopteri, Perciformes, Bathydraconidae. Gene Ontology annotation, molecular function: RNA polymerase II cis-regulatory region sequence-specific DNA binding; DNA-binding transcription activator activity, RNA polymerase II-specific.